AUGUCUGCAUUAUCGGAAGAAAUUAAUACUACAUUAAUAGAGAUCAUCCAAGGCUUCGCCUCACCAAAUAAUGAAAUACGUUCUGCAGCUGAGACUAGAUUAAACCAGGAUUGGAUUACAGCUGUAAAUAUUGAAGUAUUACUGAUAUUUUUAGCAGAACAGGCCGCAUUCUCUCAAGAUCUCACAACUGCUGCUAUAUCUGCAGUCCUCUUCAGAAAACUAGCUUUAAGAGCACCACCUUCAUCUAAGACAGUUAUCAUUGCGAAGAACAUCACACAUAUUAGUGAAAAUGCAUUGACUCAAAUAAGAGCCACUUUAUUGAAGGGAUUCAUGUCUGAGAGACCAAAGGAUAUAAGGCACAAAUUGUCAGAUGCUAUUGCUGAGUGUGCUCAAGAUGAAUUACCAGAAUGGACAGAAUUAUUACAAGCAUUAGUGGAAUUUCUAAAGAAUACAGACCCAUUCUUUAGAGAGUCGAGUUUUAGAAUUCUUGCAUCAGUUCCACAUUUGAUCAACGCUGUCCCAGUUGAAAACAUUAUUCCAAUUUUUGAAUCUGGUUUCACCGAUGACAAUGAUGAAGUAAAAAUAUCUGCGGUAACUGCAUUUGUUGGUUACUUUAAGAUCUUACCAAAAAAACAUUGGUCUAAGAUUGGUGUUUUAUUACCAAGUUUAUUAAACAGUUUACCAAAGUUUUUAGAUGAUAACAAGGACGAUGCUUUAGCUUCUGUAUUUGAAUCAUUAAUUGAAUUAGCUGAACUGGCUCCAAAAUUAUUCAAAGAUAUGUUCGACCAAAUCAUUCAAUUUUCAGAUAUUGUGAUUAAGAAUACAGAUCUGGAGACACAUGCUAGAACCACUGCUUUAGAGUUACUUACAGUGUUCAGUGAGAAUGCUCCACAUAUGUGUAAGUCAAAUGGUAAUUAUGCUCAAUCUAUAGUCACAAAUACUCUGUUAAUGAUGACCGAAGUCUCUAUCGACGACGACGAGGCUGCUGAAUGGCAUGAAGCAGAUGAUACCGAGGAUGAUGAGGAGGUCACCUAUGAUCAUGCUCGUCAAGCUCUAGAUCGUGUCUCAUUAAAGUUAGGUGGUGAGUUCUUAGCACCAACUCUUUUCCAAUACUUACAACAAAUGGUAGGCUCUUCCCAAUGGAGAGAAAGAUUUGGUGCCAUGAUGGCAUUGUCCUCAGCAGCAGAAGGUUGUCAAGAUGUUUUAAUUGCAGAAAUUCCAAAGGUAUUGGAUAUGAUUAUUCCUUUAAUUUCUGACCCACACCCAAGAGUUCAGUACGGUUGUUGUAAUGCUUUAGGUCAAAUUUCAACUGAUUUCAGUCCGUUGAUCCAAAGAACUGCUCAUGACAGGAUUCUACCCGCUUUAAUAUCUAGAUUGACUUCUUCCUCUAUUGAUAGAGUCCAAACUCAUGCAGCAGCAGCAUUGGUCAAUUUCUCUGAACAAGCUGACCAAAGUAUUUUAGAACCUUAUCUGGAUAGUCUGUUAAAUAACUUAUUGAUUUUAUUGCAAAGUAACAAAUUAUAUGUCCAAGAACAGGCUCUAACUACUAUUGCAUUUAUUGCAGAGGCUGCUAAGACUAAAUUUAUCAAAUACUAUGACACAUUAAUGCCUUUGCUAUUGAAUGUUCUAAAGACAGAUAACAGCGAUGAUAACGGUGUGUUGAAGGGUAAAUGUAUUGAGUGUGCUACUUUGAUUGCUGCAGCUGUCGGUAAGCAAAAAUUCUCUGAACACUCUCAAGAAUUAAUUAACCUAUUAUUAACCCAUCAAAAUAGUUUAAUAGAUGAAGACGAUUCCAUUAGAUCAUAUUUAGAACAUGGUUGGGGUAGAAUUUGCCGUAUCUUAGGCGACGAUUUUGUUCCAUUACUACCUAUUGUCCUACCACCUUUAUUAGAAACAGCUAAGGCCACUCAAGAUGUCAGUCUGAUUGAAGAAGAGGAGGCAGCUGACUUCCAAAAAUACUCUGAUUGGGAUGUGGUUCAAAUCCAAGGUAAGCAUAUUGCUAUCCAUACAUCAAUCUUAGACGAUAAAGUUUCAGCAAUGGAACUACUGCAAUUAUAUGCUAGUAUUUUGAAGACCAAAUUUGCAAAUUAUGUUAAAGAUGUUUUAACUGAAAUUGCAAUUCCAUCUAUUGAUUUUUACUUACAUGAUGGUGUUCGUGCUACGGGUGCAACUUUGAUUCCUGUGUUAUUAUCAUCUAUCGUCGGCGCUGUAGGGUUACAAAAUGAGGAUGUUAUGCAGUUAUGGAAUGUCGCAUCCGCUAAAUUAAUUGGUGGUAUUUCUACAGAACCUAUGUUAGAAAUUACUCAAGCAUACCACAGUGCAUUGGUUGAUAGUAUUGCCAUUAUGCAGUACACUAAAUUAGCACCUGAACUUCCAGGCCAAUAUGCGAAAGGUGUUCAAAACAAUCUUUCCGAUAUAUACGAAAGAGUUAAACAACGUCACAGUGAAGCUGACGAGUAUAACGAAGAGGUUGAUGAUGAAUUUGAUGUAUUUUCUGACGAAGAUUUGUUGGAUGAAAUUAACAAGUCAUUAGCAGCCGUAAUGAAAUCUUCAAGUGAAGAAUUCUUACCACAACUUCAAUCGCUGUGGCCAUUAAUCCAUACUUAUUUGAUUGAGACAGAAGUUAUACUGGUACUAUUUGCUUUGGUUGCCCUUGGUGACAUAAUUCAAUAUUAUGGUGAAUUGACAGCUUCAUUUAAAGAUUCUUUUAUCUCCACAGUUCUUACAUAUUUAGUUUCCCCUGAUCCACAAAUUCGUCAAGGUGCCGCAUAUGUUAUCGGAGCUUGUAGCCAAUAUGCCCCAAAUACAUAUGGUGAUGUAUGCAUAUCUGCAUUAAAUACAUUAAUUCAAGUAAUUCAAAUUCCUGAUGCUAAAACUGAAGAAAACCAAACUGCCACAGAGAACAGCAGUUCUUCCAUUGCAAAAUUAUUAUAUGCAUUCAACUCAAAUAUCCCUAACGUGGAUACAUAUAUAUCUAGUUGGUUCAAAUCGUUACCUACAACCGUGGAUGAUGAAGCUGCAGCUUUUAACUAUAUAUACUUGGGUCAUCUAAUAAAUUCCAAGAACCCUGUAAUUUGCGAGCAUUCUAACAUCCCAAAUAUUGUUGAAGUUGUGAUCCAAGCACUACAUCAUAAGUCAAUCACUGGUAAGAAUGCAGAGACAAUUACCACUUCUGUGAAACAAUUAUUAGGUACACUACCACCAAAUGAGGCCAUGGGAAUGUUAGAACGGUAUCCUGCUGAAUACAUGCCUACAAUUCAAGCCUGGUUUUCUUAA
Maudiozyma barnettii is the source of this 3276-nucleotide messenger RNA. It is a transcript of the gene PSE1, whose product is annotated as Pse1p. The record is from RefSeq and is a predicted model, not a curated record. Gene Ontology annotation, biological process: protein import into nucleus. The coding region runs from base 1 to 3276 and encodes 1091 amino acids. The transcript has a single exon. Lineage: Eukaryota; Fungi; Ascomycota; Saccharomycetes; Saccharomycetales; Saccharomycetaceae. Gene Ontology annotation, cellular component: cytoplasm; nucleus. Gene Ontology annotation, molecular function: nuclear import signal receptor activity.